AUCACAAAUAUCAUUAUUAUAAGUCAUUCUGCUUCUCAACUCAAGAAUCCAAGUUCUCAGUCUACAAUCAUCAAAUCACAAAAAAUCCAUCAACCCACACUUCCAAAAACAUAUUAGUUCUCCGUGGAAAGUGAAAAAUUCCAUCAAUUUGCCGUGAAGAGAAAGAAAGAAAGAAAGAUGUGUUUUUUGUUUAUAUGCAGUGGAGAAGAGAAGAUUUUAGGGAGACAACAAGCGCCAGGAUUAUGUCCGUAUUGUGGUGGGAAAGUAGAAUCCAUGGAUGUUGAAGUUCAAUGGAGGUUCUGUUGGUUACCACUCUGUUUUAAAACUAAGAGAAGGUUUUUCUGUACGAAUUGUUCUAAAAGAUUAGAAGUGUUCUGAAGAUUUUGUAAACUAAAGGGGGUGUUGAUUUAGGUGUUAGUUAUGUGAUCAAUGGAGAAAUUCUGAUUUUGAUUUUUCUUUUCUUCCAAUUUUUGCUCAUGUUCUUGAAGAAAUUGAAUUUUUGUUAGCUUAGUUGUUUUAGUUGUUUUUGUAGUAAGAUCUGAAGGAAUUGAAUGUAAAUAUACAACUGCCAUUUCUGAACUAA
Molecule: messenger RNA, 583 nt
Organism: Papaver somniferum (opium poppy)
Lineage: Eukaryota; Viridiplantae; Streptophyta; Magnoliopsida; Ranunculales; Papaveraceae
Exons: 1
Coding region: 178-378 (66 amino acids)
Source: RefSeq, a predicted model, not a curated record